AUGGAUAGACUUGUAAGUUUGGAGCCAUCUAAUGCUGUGACAAUCAGGAUUGAAGCAGGGCAGAGGUGUUACGGUGAGCUGACUUUGCGUAACGUGAUGUACACGAUGCCUGUGGCGUUCCGGCUUCAACCGAUGAAUAAAACACGGUAUGCUAUUCGACCUCAGUCAGGAAUAAUCUUGCCUCUUACGACAGUAACCGUGGAGAUUACUUACCAAUGUUCGCCAAAUUCGAGCCUACCGGAUCACUUCCCACACUGUGAUGAUUCGUUCAUUUUGCAAAGUGUGGUGGCUCCCGGUGCAGCGGUUAAGGAUAUUUCAUCAACAUAUGAUUCGGUUCCGAGUGAGUGGUUCACCAAUAAGAAAAAACAAGUGUAUUCUGAUAGUGGGAUAAGGAUCUUGUUUGCUGGUUCCUUAAUCCUGGCUCAACUUGUGACCAAAGGCUAUAUGGAUGAGAUUAGAGAGGUGCUUGAAAAGAGUGAUCCUGGCUGGAAGGCUGCUGACUCUGUUGAUGCAGAUGGUCAGUCACUUCUUCACUUGGCUAUUGCUCAAAGUAGGCCUGAUUUGGUCCAAUUGCUUCUCGAGUUUGGGCCGGAUAUCGAGGCUCACAGCCGAGCAGGAUGCAGCCCUCUCGAGGCGGCUGCAGCCUCCAACGAGGGGUUGAUUGUCGAACUCCUGUUGGCACAUAAUGCCACCCCAGAAAGAUCGGAAUCCUCGACUUGGGGCCCAAUUCACCUUUCGGCAGGAAAUGGACACACUGAGGUACUAAGGCAUCUUUUACUCAAGGGUGCUAAUGUGAAUGCCCUUACGAAAGACGGGAACACGGCUUUACACCUUGCGGUUGAGGAGCGAAGAAGAGAUUGCAUGAAGCUACUCUUGGCUAAUGGUGCAAGUGCUAAUAUCCGAAAUGCAACUGAUGGCGAGACACCGUUACAUAUUGCCUCCAGUUUAGGCGACGAUCAAAUGGUCAAGAUUUUAAUCCACAAGGGAGCCAAUAAGGAUAUUAGGAGCAAACAUGGAAAGACAGCAUAUGAUGUCGCAGCUGAGAAUGGACACACUAGGCUUUUUGAUGCGCUUCGUUUAGGGGACAGCUUAUGCGUGGCUGCGCGCAAGGGGGAAGUGAGAAUGAUCCACAGGCUUAUUGAAAAUGGCGCGUCCAUUAAUGGGCGUGAUCAACAUGGCUGGACAGCCCUCCAUCGCGCCUCAUUUAAGGGCAGGAUCGAGGCUGUCCAGGCUUUAAUCGAGAAGGGAAUCGACGUUGAUGCUAAAGAUGAAGACGGUUAUACAGCCUUGCAUUGUGCAGUAGAAUCGGGACACCCAGAAGUUAUCGAACUGCUUGUAAAGAAGGGAGCUGAUAUUGAAGCAAGAACAAACAAGGGUGUUACUCCAUUGCAAAUUGCUGAAUCAUUGAGUUAUUUGGGUAUUAUUCGGGUACUAGUCCGUGGAGGUGCCACAAAAGAUGGUGUUUCACAGGUUUCUAAACAGAAUUCAGCGCCAUCUGAUAGGGGAAUUGGUGCUAGAAGACUGGAGAUUGGGACAAUCAAGAAAAAGACUAAUCGCACAAGAAUCCAUCGAAGUGGCUUUGAUCGAUCCUCCCCAUUAGCGGUCAUCUAG
Molecule: messenger RNA, 1611 nt
Organism: Fraxinus pennsylvanica
Lineage: Eukaryota; Viridiplantae; Streptophyta; Magnoliopsida; Lamiales; Oleaceae
Source: the annotation of a GenBank genome assembly